AUGCUUGGCGACGACGAAGACGUUUUCGACAGCGUGACUUGGGAAUCACCUACAGAUCCUACCUACAAGGUAGAAGCGCCACCGUCGGGACCUGGUUUCAGACAGAGUACAGCAGAUAGCAGUGAGGGGCCUCACGACCCAAAGUGGGAAGGCUAUCUCAUUACAACGGUCAAGGACCCAGUGAAGGAGCUUGCAGAAACAAAGGAUGCAUAUGUCUCGUAUCUUGUUACAGCAAAGACAAAUCUCCCAAUAUUUUCGACACCCAGCCCUUCAUCUCGCCGACGAUUUCAAGACUUCGUUUUCUUACGUGAAAACCUAGUCAGGGACUUUCCAGCUUGUGUAGUACCUGCACUGCCGGGAAAACAUAGGCUAGAGUACAUCACGGGGGAUAGGUUCAGUCCAGAAUUCAUGGAGCGGAGACGUCUAGAUCUUCACCGGUUUCUUCAGCGACUAUCUCGGCAUCCAACUCUACAGCGAAGUACACUAGUUAGGGCCUUCUUUGAAUCCACAGAAUGGCACGUCCAUAUGCAUCAUCAUAUCGCGCACCCACCUGGACCGGAGCCUUUGCCUGGAAUAAUUGAUAACAUCUCCGACACCCUCCUUAAUGCAUUUUCGCGAGUCCGAAAACCUGAUGAGCGUUUCCUUUCUAUGCGUGAAAAUGUCGACAAGUUCGAAGAAGGCUUAAACACAUCUGAGCGCCUUUGGAACAGGGUCCGGGGUCGUACAAGCGCUGAAAGAGACGGAAAUCCGGAAUCCGCUGAAGACCUCACAGCGGAUUAUCAUGAUCUGGCAGUCGCUGUUCAAGGUCUAGGAUUUUUGGAAUCAGGUAUCACGGACCCGCUCAACCAUUUCUCGAAUACGUUGUUAGAGUUCUCAGCUCUGUUGCGUCAUAACACACAGACGACAACUGAUCCCUUCCUCACUCAUUUACAUUCUCUUCUCACCUAUUCUCAUGCCAACCGGGCUGUUUUAAAACUUCGAGAUCAAAAACAGCUUGAUUUUGAAGAACUCUCCGAUUACUUAUCAGGUGUUACGGCGGAACGUGAUAGACUCGCUGCUGUUAUCAGUGGUCAUGCGGGCAGCACUGGUCUUGGCCUUAGUGCGUACUUGAAAGACCGCGUGGAUGCGAUUCGCGGUGCCGACGAUGACCGAAGUAGGGUAGAAAGGAUGAAAAAAUUGGACGUGAAAAUCAAAGAGCUCCAGGAUGCUGUGACAACUGCUCAUGAGACAUCAGACGCCUUCAGUGACGAAACCUUACGGGAGCAGACCGUGUUUCAAUACGCGAAGGAAUCCGAAAUGAAAGAGAUGCUGGGGAAUCUUGCAGAAGGUCAAAUUGAGUUUUACAAGGCCGCAAUGGAGGAAUGGGAGAGAAUUAUACCAAUCAUUCAACGGAUUCGAGUGGAUGUUUAA
Guyanagaster necrorhizus is the source of this 1410-nucleotide messenger RNA. RefSeq names its product nexin sorting protein. The coding region runs from base 1 to 1410 and encodes 469 amino acids. Gene Ontology annotation, molecular function: phosphatidylinositol binding. The transcript is spliced from 9 exons. Gene Ontology annotation, biological process: piecemeal microautophagy of the nucleus; reticulophagy; endocytic recycling. Lineage: Eukaryota; Fungi; Basidiomycota; Agaricomycetes; Agaricales; Physalacriaceae. The record is from RefSeq and is a predicted model, not a curated record. Gene Ontology annotation, cellular component: phagophore assembly site; early endosome.